Molecule: messenger RNA, 4414 nt
Organism: Plodia interpunctella (Indianmeal moth)
Lineage: Eukaryota; Metazoa; Arthropoda; Insecta; Lepidoptera; Pyralidae
Exons: 1
Coding region: 3637-4287 (216 amino acids)
Biological process (GO): photoreceptor cell maintenance; sensory perception
Source: RefSeq, a predicted model, not a curated record
ACUAGAGUACUUUAUUACAUUAUUAAUACAGAUUAAUCAAGGCGCAGACAGGCAAAAAGAACUCGAUUUAGAAUCGACUGUGCCUCGCGAUUCGAUCAGCUCCGAUUCGAUUUAAAGGAUGUAGCUAUUAUAAACCUAUCCAAUCAAUUUGAAGCCAGUUCUUAGAGGUGCCCUUUCUUUUUGGACGAUUUUCGCUGUUAUAUUAAGUACCAUGAACAGAUUAACGAUCUCUUUGAAGUAUUAGGAGAGUAGAGAUUAAUGAGAAGUAAUUAUUUACGCCGAGAAAAUUCCGCUCCCGUAUGGAUUUCGGGAAAUUCACUCUUAUCGCUAUGCUAGCCUAUUACUUCCAUUAUGGAAUCUACAUGACAUACUCUGUUAAGAUUGCGAAGAAAAUAAAUGAGAUUGAUGUCAUUAUUCAGUUGGCAACACUGGAUGUUUAUCAACCAAUCCGGCCAUUCAGCCAAAAAUCGGUCAAGGCCAAAAAUUUUAGCAUUUAAAAAAAAAAUCCGUCUUCACUUUCUUCAUAGGCUGUUUGACAGCGGCUACCUACGUAUGUUUAUGGUUCUAUCUUAUUCUUGCAAAAAAAAUGCAAAACGAUCGAGGUUCAAUUGCGUUCCGACUGGAGUCAUGAGCGCAUUGAGUUAUAAUAGUCUUUAAAAUAUAUUCACUGUGUCGACGACUAACAUUUUACGUUCCUGUACAUAAAUAUAUCGUAUAAUUAAAACUCAGUUGUGGAAUCCAUCUCCGAGCUAUUAUCCAGAAUCCAUUAAUAUCCUUCAAAGCCUCAGAAAGGAUGCAAAAUAGAACAAAAUUGUCCAAAUGGUUUGUUCCCCUUGGCUCCAGAAAAUUAUAUGCUUUUUAAACGACUUUAAAAAAGGAGGAGGCUCUGAAUACUUUUUUAAUAUGUUACUCGAUUACGCGAAGGCGGCUGGACUGGAUAUGAAAAAUUAUUUUUCCUUUAUAAAGCUAAACAAUCUUAACGUGUCCUUUUAUUAGUCUCCUGCGUUUUCGUCCGUGUUUUGUGAUGAGUUACGCCUUAACGUCUUAUUUAUCUCUGGGCCAAAUUCAUAAAAAUCGGUUCAGUAGUAAUCUCGAGACGAAACCAUGACUCGAUCGAGCGUCUCGUUGUCCAAGGCAAGGUUGAAGGCACUAGGCCGCGUGGAAGGUCGCCAAUCAGAUGGACUGACCAGGUGAAGUCGCUGGUGGGGGAACCUACACGAGUGCACCAGGGAGAGAUGGCGGGAAUCAAAAACCAUGUUGACCACGACUCUGUCAAGAGUGAUACGAAUAAGAUGAUGAUGAUUCCACGAAACACAGAAAAGCGUGCAAUAAUUUUCCUAUAUAAUUUCCUCUGUCAUAUUGAUACCACACUGGUACAAACCAACAACAACUGAACAAACUGAAACAAACCAACUGAAUCACAUAAUAAUGUUUCGUACCACGGUUAAAAUACCUUUCCCAAACUAUUAUGAGGGCAUCUCUGCAAAAAGAAACAAGCAAAGAUUUUACGUUCAAAAGAACAUUAGAGUUUUACUCUAUUUUCCUUCGAGGACUUGUAGUAACACAGCAAGGACUUUAAAAGACUUUACAAAUUUACCAAUAUCCAAAAACAAAUUAAAACAAACCUUAAAUAUAUAACAGUAAAAUUUAAAGAAUAUGCAUAGUUUAAUAUGGAACGCGAAAACAAAACAUACUAGUUUUUGCAGAAAAAUAAUCAAAAUUAGAUCUUGUCGUGACCGAAUAGAGUUCAACUAAAAUGCAGAUGGAUUUAAUGCGAACCUGUGCUAAGUUAUUUAUACAUGCGAACCAGACCAAUAACGAUCUUAUUUUAAGCAUAUAAGGAUGGAUAGAGGUGCAUUGAAUAGAGUUUUCAUUUUUGCUUUGCUCGGGCAGCGACCUUUCUGGAAGAUGUAUUCUCUGCUAUGCCACAGUUCUUUCUUUGAAUCCAAAGAACAGAGUCGUGACUUCUUCAUUAAAAAUAAAAACUUUACUGCUUUCAUGUAUUCCUAGUACCUUUACGGUGGUAAUAUAGCAAGGUCAAUUUAUCAAUGUCCGUGGUAUCAGAGUAUCAUCUGUUAGAAAAAAAAAACAUAUUUUUCUGCAUUAUGAAACUUUAAAAGUUAGUUCUUAAGUUACAUAAAAGUAAGUACUUAUUAUGGUAAAUUUAAAUGAAAGUAUGAUAUGUUUCUAUUUUUAAGUAUGACGUUUGUAUUGUAAGGGGAUUUGUAUAUUGGUACACUGAGGCACAGAAUUAUAUAAUACUUAGCAGUAACUGAGGAUAAUAUAUGGGGCUAUAUAUAUCUUAGGGAUUAGGAGUAUUGUAAAGAGUCAGCAGGAAUUUAUGGUGCUUAUUAUAAUGUAUAUCGUUAACGUACGGACAUUCAGUUAUGGAUAAAAUAACAUAGCCAAAUAUAGAUAGCUAACUACUAUGUGAACUACUAUGUUUUAUACUAUAGAUGUAUAAAUCAUCUCAGAAGUUUCUGGUGUUGGACGUUAAACGAUCAUCGGUUACCAAAUAUUAAAUAAAAUAAAAUUAAGGUUUAAAGGGAAAGUUCUCAAAUUGUAUAAAACAAUUCAAUGGCCCGCUUUCUACGUUGCAGUCACUUAUAGAAUUUCCUGUGUCAAAUAAAGUAAUUGGCGCAUUAGGCAUUUCUUAUAUUCGACGGGAGUUGAAGAAAGCGAAAUUAUGUUGUUAUGUUGGUUGGUACUGUGUUAGUGUCACAUUGGAAUGGUGUUUAGUUCACGAAGCCACUCACAACAUGCAUUCAGCCAUGAUUGUGGCAGUACAGACAGACAAAAUUACAAAAAAAAAUGUUUUGGCUUGUAUUAGUAUAUAGACCAUAAAGACCCCCCCAUAAGAUCCUAUGUACAGACAUAGCUCAUUUACAGUCUUAGUAGUGAAUGUAAAUAAAAUAAAAAUUAAUGAUAUGAAAUAAAAACAAUAAACGCAGUCAUUGAUAUUCUUCACUCGCCCCAUCAUAGACGCAAUUGAUUGCCUCCUAUGCGGUGCUAGUAUACUUAUAAUAAUAUACAGUAAGGUUUAAAAUACGCUGAUCGAUUGGCAAAUCGCAAAAAGACAAUGGGCUGUCCACGACAUCAAAAACUAUGGGUCAUGCUAUAAUUCAAAUUCAUAGCACGAUUUUCCAUAUAAAAAUUUAUUUGCAUUCUAUUUAUCGUCUCAUUUUAAAACAAACUCUUUUACUCGGCAAUAAGGUCUAAUAUAGCUAGCGCUAGUCUCUGCACGCAAAUCAUGAUAAGAUUCUGAAGAAUCGCACUGCGCUGAUUUUACAGUUAGGAAAAUUUAAAUCAUUCGAUUUUAGAACUUAAUGUUUGGAAUGAUGGUCGCUGUGUAGAUUGGAAGUUAUUUUCAGGAUGUUUUGUUGAGUGUUAUACCUUUUUCCUUAAUUUUUUUCUUCGGUACAGAAUGCAUUUUCUUUCCGUCAUUCUUUUACAUCCUAUUUGCCUAAUACAAGUAAUAACUUAAAGUAAAUUCUAUUACAAAAAAAAAGUAUCAAACCUAUUUUGUAAAUAAAGCACAAGAAAUAAUCUAUGUCGUCUGUCAAUUAAUAAAAGUCAUAAUUUAACUUCAAUUUGACUUCAAUCUAUUGAAACGUCUAGCGUAUCACAGCUUCAAUAAUGGCGAAUUUAUUAAAAUCAACUAACAAUUCUUUGAUCGAGGAAACAAUUUUGAUAAGUCAAACAAAGCCAUUUUUGAAGCCCUACGACUGGCUUGAAGAAGCCGCGAUUUACAACAAACGGUACGAGCAGGUCCCAGCGGCAUGGUUCAGAGAAAAUGCUGACGUCCUUGUUUUACUAUUUACGGCUCGUGGUGUAGACAAAGAUGGCAUGAUCCAGAAAUUCUACACCAUAUACGAAACUAUCAAAAUCGGAAACCUGCCUAUAGAAGUCAUUUAUGUACCUAUGGAUGACACAGAGGCUGAUAUGAUAGAAUGCUACCAAAACCAAGCAAAUUGGUUUGCUCUUAAGUUUCAUGAUCCCCUAGUACACGUGCUGAAAUUCAUGUACGGAAUUACAUGUAUUCCUCAUAUUUAUGUACUCAAAAUCGAUGGUACAAUAAUUUCCACCCAUGGGAUUUUGGAUUUGGUGAAAUAUGAGAAAAAUGCUAUCAUGACCUGGUUGUCUACUUCUUCCACGAUGAAGCAACAUAGGAAGUUGGUAAAUGAAACUGUAUAUGACACCAAGUGGAAGUACGUGGUGUACGAUAGCAAUGUAGACGAGAAAAAAGACUAUCAUAGGAAAUUCAGUUCUGAGCCCGAAAGUCCCUGACGAUUUUUAUAAAUUUAGUUUUCUUAGUAAAAAAAUUGUACCUAGAUGUAUAACUAUGAUUAUGUAUAAUUUAUGCUAGCAUAACCUAGCUAUAACCCAAAAUACAAAGUACAAAUAAAAUGAAAAA